Molecule: messenger RNA, 31320 nt
Organism: Pelobates cultripes (western spadefoot toad)
Lineage: Eukaryota; Metazoa; Chordata; Amphibia; Anura; Pelobatidae
Source: the annotation of a GenBank genome assembly
GUGCCCACGCUGUCCUCGGAUCCCAGCCGUUCUGUUUCCGACACUGGGAAGCGGCGCCGCUUUACGGCACAGUGACGUGGACGUCAACACUGCAUCAUGGCGGAGCCGGAGGAAACGUCGUCGCUCUCCUCGCCUUCCCCUCCCGGAUCCCCGGCACCGGUCCCGCUGGAGGAGGCAGAGCCGGACACCUGGUGAGAGACACGGGGUGGGAGGCAGGGCCGGUGGGGGCUGUCAGUGUGUAUGGGGGACACAGUGUCAGACACAGAGCAGACAUGGCAAACACAGGAACACAACUCCCAUCCUGCAAAACAAACCCAGGAGCACAACUCCCAUCCUGCUAAACAAACCCAGGAGCACAACUCCCAUCCUGCUAAACAAACCCAGGAGCACAACUCCCAUCCUGCUAAACAAACCCAGGAGCACAACUCCCAUCCUGCUAAACAAACCCAGGAGCACAACUCCCAUCCUGCUAAACAAACCCAGGAGCACAACUCCCAUCCUGCUAAACAAACCCAGGAGCACAACUCCCAUCCUGCUAAACAAACCCAGGAGCACAACUCCCAUCCUGCUAAACAAACCCAGGAGCACAACUCCCAUCCUGCUAAACAAACCCAGGAACACAACUCCCAUCCUGCCAAGGCAGGAACACAACUCCCAUCCUGCUAAACAAACCCAGGAGCACAACUCCCAUCCUGCCAAGGCAGGAGCACAACUCCCAUCCUGCUAAACAAACCCAGGAGCACAACCCCCAUCCUGCCAAGGCAGGAGCACAACCCCCAUCCUGCUAAACAAACCCAGGAACACAACCCCUGAAGGGAACUAUUAUUCUCACCAGAACAACUACGUUAAACUGUAGUUGUUCUUGUGUCUAUAGUGUCCCUUUAAGGGAAUCAACACAGUAAAGGAGCAGACUAUAUUUAAAAGAAGAAAAACUACCACAGCAAGUGGACAUAGUCUUAAAUUAGAGGGGCAAAGGUUUAAAAAUAUCAGGAAGUAUUACUUUACUGAGAGGGUAAUGGAUGCAUGGAAUAGCCUUUCAGCUGAAGUGGUAGAGGUUAGCACAGUGAGGGAGUAUACGCAUUCGUGGGAUAGGCAUAAGGCCAGGGACUAAUGAACGUAUUUAGAAAAUUGGGCAGACUAGAUGGACUGAAUGGUUCUUAUCUCACAUAUGUCAAUUAUAUGUUUAAUGACUGGAUUGUUAUGAUGGCAUAGACUGUCAUUGGUACUUAAUGGGUUGAAGAGAAACUUUCACUUAGAUUUUGCACAUCCAAACUAAAACUGUGAUUUAUGAUCUUUCUUUCUUUUUAAAUCUCACUUUUUGUUUUUAAUUUACAUGAACAAGUUGGGCACAGCGCGUGAAUUAACCACUGCAGUGCCAUACACAUGACAUGAAUGUUGUGGUGCUAUAUAAUUAGUGCCCAAGUGAGCAUGCGUUAAUAUGGCAUUUCUCUGUAGAUGCAGAAGUGCUCCCAUAGCAUCAAAGGGUGAAGUGACAGAUCCUCUGUAUUAGGUGAAGGAUGUAGUGAUGAAAAUAGUUCAACAGAAGUUUAGUAAUUGUAUGUUUUAUCAGAGUUAUUUAUACUGUGCACACCAAACAUCAAACCACAAUGCUAAUGAAGGCUAACAUGCCACAGGUGCCUCUAGUGGCACUGAGAGGCCGUUGAUUUUAUCAAGCGGUAACCUGCCACUGCCCACCUUGAUUUCAUGGUGGGGUGAAGUAAGGGGGAGAGCACAAACACAGGAAGAGGUUACGCAGAUGUGAAGAGGGAAAGGGGGUAAAUGAGAAUGAAUUCAUGAAAGGUUGAAAAAACAAAAUAGGCAUUUCAGAUUCUGUUACUUUAUUUCUGGAGAAAAUUGGGCCUGUCUACUAACACUAUGUACCACUAGUGGCUACAUGUUUGUUGUAAUUUUAUUUUAUUUAUGUAUUCCAUAGCUAAAAGAUGUAUACUCCCUAUUGGUUAAAAUAAAGUGUUAUUUAUUUUGGGAGGUGAGUGAUUUAUUUAUUUUAUUACACCCGACUAUUGGCCACUGACAGUUGUGAAGUAGGAGAGGUGUUUGUUUCCUGUGGCAUUGCCCUUUAUCUGUCUUACUUUUAUUCUCUGUGAGAAUGAACUGAGGACAUGGUAUUAUGACAGUGAAAAUUGCCCUGACCACAUGCAUUGAGCCACAAGGAAGCAGGGAGACGGGUGCACUCAUCAGGAAAUGCACAUGCUGCAGCUAAAUCAGUAGGGCCCCUGGCAUCUUUUCUGAAGUUAGCAUGAGCCUUGAGUGGGUGACAGUUCUGGUUGGUCAGUAAGCAUUUCUAUAUUUAAUAUUGCUGCCCCCGUCUUCUACUUUUUCUCAUUAGUUAUAUCACUUAGUGUGUCUGUGUGGUUCCAAAAGCACAAAACUAGCAUAUAACGGCUUGUAAAUAAAUAAAAUAGCUGCUCAAAUCAUUUGUAUGAAACCCCUUAACACGAAUUGAACAAAUAUUAAAAGAGCUACACACUUUGGUGAGCCCCCCCCCCUUUUUUUAUUUUAUUUAUAAUUCCUUAUUUAACAUUGACAUAACUGACAUACAUAGGUAUUUGACAUUACGGUUAAGUACAGUGUUAAUAUGAACAAUUGGUGAUUACGUUUCACAACGUGUUCGAAUAACAGAACAUCACUGUUGCCACAUGGUGUAUUUUACAUGAUCUUUGGAUUUCAGGUACUCAUGUCUGGCUCUCUGGUAGUUAGAUCAUAGGUCAAUGUUUAUUUUUUUAAAAACAAAACAACAUAAACGGAAAGAAAAAAAUGAAGAGUUUUAACUCCACACCUCUGGGUCUGAGCUAUUUUUAUGCUUACGGAGUUCUGUAGUUCCUUUGCCCCUGUCCUAUCUCGCUGUCGAUGUACUCUAAAGAGGCUGGCUUCUCAUUUGGCCUUGACCCUGGUAGUGUACCUUGCUUAUUGUUUAUAGCGUCCGCUUAUUUGUGGUUUAUGAUACUCUUAUCAGCUGUUGUGAUAGCUAUAUGAAGUCCAGAGAUUUUAAUGCCGGCGUCUCCCUAGUAGGGUCAUCAGGUUUGGAUUUGGUCCCCUGAGCCUAGUCAGUUUUUCCAGAAGGUAUGGAGAGAGAGUGUAGAUGUUGAGAUGGAGGAAGAGAGAGAAAAGUGGGAAAUGAUACAGAGUGCGGGGGGUGAAACGGAGGGAGGGGCGCCCAGUCACUCUCUAUGUUCCCAGGGGGCAGCCCUCCCAUGGUUCCCAUAUUCUUUGAAAGGUCUUUUGGGUACCUUUCACCCUGGCUGUUAGAUCGUCCAUUAGAUGUACUUCUUUGAUUCUAGUGAUUACCCCUGUUACCGAGGGGAUACUCUGCUUGAGCCAAUCUGACGCAACUGCCCUCCUUGCUGCUAGGGUGAUUUUGUGUAUAAGUUUUUGUUCACUUCGAGUCCACCCAUCUAUUGGUCUGCUUAGUAAGUACAACCAUGGGUGGAGAGCCCCUUUUUACAGGCUGGGAUGGAUUUGUACGUUUAAAAUACUCAGAGCAGUGUUUUUAUUUUUCUUUCCUCUCGAUAUCUCAGUGUAUAGUGAAGCAUCGCUAUAUAUUGUAGAUCGGUGUGUUGUUCACUUAAGUACUUCACUGUUUGGUAUUUGUUCAUUUCUGUGUUGUUUUUGUUUCCCCUGUUUGUUUUGAAUGAAAAUUCUACAUUUUUAAAUGGCAGUGUUUCUGUGUGCAAGUUUACUGUAGAAAUGGCAGUGUUAAACUAGCAAGUUCAGUAGUGUUGCAGCAAUGCAAUGAUGGUGCUUGUAAGCACAGUAUAUCCAAAGUUCAGUUUAUAAUGGUGUGUGUCAUUACAUCUCUGGGUGUAUCUGUGUACCCUGUGCCCCUAAUUUGCCAAGGGUACAGCAGCUUAGAGUUUCUUUUCCAUUUUACAGAUUAAAGUUCCUUUUACUAUGGUCACAUGCUUACUAGCAAACUUUCUUCAAGCUGGGAUUGAUGACUGAACAAAUAAACACAAAGUUACUUAUCAAACAAAACCCAAAGUUCAGUGAGUGGAGUUUCACUGCUUCCCACAGAUAUCUAGUGAUGUCCUACAUUGAUGUAACAGGGGGAUUUUGGCAUUGUGAGUGCUCUCACAUCCGAAUGAAGCUUAGACAUCUGGCAGUCUACCAAAAGAAGAGUAGAUCUAUAUAAUGAAGAGAAAUGUCGUGACACAUUUUUCCUAAGGCCAUCUUUUUAAUCUUUUAUAUAGCUUUCCAUUCAUUUAGUGUUUGACAAUGGAUAUUCUCCUUCCAUUACAGCAAUUAUAAGUGAGAUGACAAUAGGUUUCAGGAUGUACAUAAACAAUGAAUGUGUUUACCUGGUAGAAGAGAGAGAAUACAUUAAAAUGGAUUCUAAAAUAUCAGAUAAACGUAAAGAAUCAAUCCGGGCACUAUAACAACUCAAUCUAAAUUUUGUCUUUUAUAGUUACUGGAGGUCAUGGUUGCCUUCUCACCUUUAAGAGGUUAAGCCGUUUAUAAAAAAAUAAUAAUUAUUAUUAUAUAUUAAAAAUCCUACAGAAUGCCAGUUUUUAGUUUUUUACCCAUGGGAACAAAUGUAAAUGGGAUACUCAGGAUUUAAAUAAAGUCAUUCCCUGUUGUGGGGGACAAAGUUGUCCCAUGAUGCAUUGGGUACACUCUGGCAUCUAUGUAAUAAUUCUGUACAAGCCUAUGCUCCCAGCAUUUUUUUCAGCAGUACCAUAUAGGUCUGCAUUGUGCUUAUGGGAGGGUUUACUAAAAUGCCAUGCCUGGCACAGCAUGUAAGUUAUAAUGAAGCCGAACAUUUUUAAAAAGAGACAUUUUUAUUAAAUGCUGCCAUCGUGUUUACUGAGGUGAAGAACAUAGAACUGGAACUUUUCUGGAAGGGACAGAUCUGCUUUAAUAAAUAAACCUUUAAUUGACAUUGGAUUUGCCUUUUGGAUAAAGAUAGCAAUCUUUUGUGUCUAGUGAGAAUUUGGAAAUGAAAUGCAAAGAAUCCACAAAACGUGUGUUAUUUUCUGUUCCCACUUACAUUCUGCACACUUGAUCUAACUCAAACACAAGAGGCAAUCAUUAUGUGCUCAGAAAAAUCUGCCUCCUUGCAAUUCAAGCCAAAUAUGACAUGCAGUAAAUCCACAUGCCUGCAUGUUUUUUCAUAAAUAAUAUAAUCUAAUUAUCGUAUUGAUUUAUCCGUGCAGUAGAAUGGGAUUAAGCCUUUUGCGUGUAAUGCAUUCAUACAAGAAAUUAAAGUUGUAGUUUUUUUUUUUUAUCCCCUGCUAAAUGUUAAUUCAUCUGUACUAGUAUAGCAAAAAAGAUGACGGUGGAUGCACAUACAUUCGUAAUGGUAAUUUCUCAUCCAAACAAAGCAUUACGAUUUGUUUCAGGAAUUCACUAUCCCUGACAUUACCAGAAACCCACAUAUCCCCCCCCCACCCCCCAUUUCUUCCUUGUUCAUAUUUUUGAAGUCACUUGUUUUGCUGAUCAGUAGAACCUGAAAGAAUUUUAGAUUCUGCUGAUAUUGCCUUGGUCACAGGUUAAACUUUCAGAAUUGUGCAGCUCUUGGAGCAUUGCUGGUGAGCAGUGUGACAGAGGUAUAACAGAUAUUUGGACAGGUUUUGCUGGAUUUGCAAUGAUCUCAUGACGAACUGCCUGGACUAGAGUAAGUAUGAGGAGAGUAUGGAACAGGCUAGGUUCUGUAUAUGUUAAAUCUGGAAUCAGAGCAUAGUCAGGAACAGGUGAGCGGAGGUACACGGACAUCAAGAUACUCUGAUCAAAAUGUGAAUAGUUAGGAUCUGGCAGGAAUCACUAUACAGGUAUAGGAGCACUCGAGCAAGGCUAUACAGGUAGUCUAAAUCAAGCUGGAUGCCAGGAUACAAGAGGGUAAUGCAGAUAGUCUGAAUCAAGCUGGAUGCCAGGAUACAAGAGGGUAAUGCAGAUAGUCUGAAUCAAGCUGGAUGCCAGGAUACAAGAGGGUAAUGCAGAUAGUCUGAAUCAAGCUGGAUGCCAGGAUACAAGAGGGUAAUGCAGAUAGUCUGAAUCAAGCUGGAUGCCAGGAUACAAGAGGGUAAUGCAGAUAGUCUGAAUCAAGCUGGAUGCCAGGAUACAAGAGGGUAAUGCAGAUAGUCUGAAUCAAGCUGGAUGCCAGGAUACAAGGGGGUAAUGCAGAUAGUCUGAAUCAAGCUGGAUGCCAGGAUACAAGGGGGUAAUGCAGAUAGUCUGAAUCAAGCUGGAUGCCAGGAUACAAGAGGGUAAUGCAGAUAGUAUGUAUUGUAUAGGAGUUGGUAAACUGAUACAAGACAAGCAGUGCAGAUUGUAUUGAUUAGGUAAGGGACCAAGCAAAUUUAUAUGUAUACUAGCAGAAAGCACUGCUAUCUUUCUUUAUUAGAUAGACUAUUUCAUACAAGGACAAAAUAUGCAUUUCAUUUUGGUUUAAUGCAAGGAUAUGGGGACAUUAGAGCAGGUCUAGGCAACCUCAGAUGAUGUGGCCUUCGUCUCCCAUAAUGCUCUUACAGCCACAAUGCUGGUAAAGCAUCAGGAAAGAUGUAGUCCACAACACCUAGAGUGCUGAAGGUUGCAUAAAACUGCACUAUAACAAAGUUAAACUUGUAGUUUGGAUGAGACUGGUAUUAGAACACAGAUAAUGUGUAAUAAUAAUAAUGCACACAGGGAAGUCUAUUGCAAGGGAAACAUUACUUUGCAUGCAUUCAUCUUAUAGAAAAAGGACCUCUGAUAUCACUUUCUUCAGUUUGUCCUUAAAGGGUGGGUUCUUUCUGCUCUGACAACGCACAUCUCUACUACUGACCGCAGAGAGGUUAAACUUCAUAUGUGCAGCACUUCAAAGUGAAACACUACACAUAAAGAAUUCAGGCACCAUGACCACUUCAUAGCACUGAAGUGGUUAUAGUGCUUGGCGUAACUCUUUUUGAGCACUAAUUAGGAUUCCUUCCAUAGAAGUCCAUGAGCAGUGAACAUCAGCAAGGGCACCACGGGAUCAGAGGUAGCCUAGAGCAGGGGACCAACUGUGUGGCAGCACUCUGAGAGACAAACAGGCAGGCAUCUCCCAGAGAGACCCAGUGAGCUUACCAAAGCUGCGUGUGUGGGCAUUAUACUGACAGUGAGCUUACCAAAGCUAUGUGUGUGGGCAUUACACUGACAGUGAACUUGUCAAAGCUAUGUGUGUGGGCAUUACACUGACAGUGAGCUUCUAUGUGUGUGGGCAUUACACUGACAGUGAGCUUCUAUGUGUGUGGGCAUUACACUGACAGUGAGCUUCUAUGUGUGUGGGCAUUACGCUGACACAGAAUUGAAGAAUGGGAAACAAUACAAUGUGAUUUCCUUUGUAUAAUCAAGGGGUGCCCCAAAUGUGGAUCCUCAGAUGAUGUGGAAUUACAACUCCAGCCUUUAGACCAGGGGUGUCCAAAAGGUAGAUCCCCAAAUGUUUUAAACCUACAUCUUCCAUGUGCUUUGCCAUUCCAAAGACAAGCAAAGCAUCAUGGGAGUUGUAGUUCUACAACAUAUGGGGAUCUACCUUUUGGGCAUGCAAUGUCUAUCUUUUAGCCCUACCGGUUUUUGCAUGCGACUUUUGUGUCUGCAACAGAAAGCAAAUGGUAAGAAAUAGAGGGGUACACUUCAUAAAACAAUAACCAUGCAAGCAAGGACAAUGGUCCAGUUUACGUAGUAACUGUGGCUGAUACCUGUGGUCCCAAUAACACAAUGCAGCAGGUAUUUAUCCCUCGACGUAUUUCAUUAAUGUAUUUGAUAGUAUGUGCUUGUGCAAAAACAUAAUUUGCUAAUUUGCAGUGUUUUCUACAUAAGCUGCACACGAUCUUACUCACAUCUGCAUAUUCUUUACGUCAAGUGAUGCAGUGUGAAUGAGAUUAACAAAUGCAAAGUAACUUUUAGUAUCUGUAGUUUUAAUUAUUAACUACUAUAGUACUGUUAUUGGUGUAAUAUGCAAGUACGGUCAGUGUAUACUUUCCUCUUCUUUUGACGUUUACAAAUCUGCACUGAAUACAAUGAAUGCUGUAACCCAGAAUUAUUGAACAUUUGCACACUUUUUCAAACAGAAGUCCUAUGUUUACAAAAGACUAAACACGACAUAUUCCUAUCUCUAGGUUAUAGUUCCGUUCCGGAUGCAGUGUAUACAGUGCCAGGCAUUGCUUUUUUUGGUUUAACCCCAUAAAAAUAGUGAUUAGCUACUCAUAGAGAAGUACUGAGCAUCUGCUCGUUACAUUGAUCCUUACAGUGUCACCUGCUUUUGGCUUUGAAUUAUGAACGUUAUUCACCAAUUGUAUUUUAAAAAUUUUAUAGUAUGGCUUUAACAUUAAUAUCGGAAUAUAUAAAAAAAAACUAAAAAUGAAAUGUUUUGCAGAACACAAUUUGAGGAAGCACUGUGAUUAGUCAGAGGGCAUGUGCUUACUCAGUUCACCUUACCAAGUACAUUCAGGAAGUGAAAAUCACAUCGUUGAUUACUUCUGUGUCAACAAAUCAUUAGUAUUGGAUUUUCAUUAGUACUGUAUUUUGGUUGCAUUUAAAAUCGGGGAUCUUUAAUAAGAUCAAUUGUAUUAGCUAUAAACAUUGGCAUUGUGUAAAUAGAACACACAUUUAUGCAAGUAUUUUUUUUAAUUAUUAUAGUACAUAUUUUUGGACUAUUUAUGCUAUUAGUUACUCUGACCCAUUGUAGUUAUACAAAUAUCGCUUGAUGUGCAUGGGUAGAGCUUGUUUGAUCUUCUCUUAACUUAUUCAGAAUAUUAAUUACGACCAUCAACUGCUUCUUCUUUAGUUAAAGGACCACUAAAGUUACCCAGGCAAUUUCAUCUCAAUGAAGUGGUCUGGGUGCAGUGGCUCUGUAGGUUUAUCCCUGCAGUGUAGAGCUUGCAGUUUUGGAGAAAGUAUUUUUUCUAUUGCAGGAGUUACACACUCCUACAAUGGCUGUCUUCCUAACCACCACUAGAGGUGCCCGGUAAUGGGAACUGCAACUGCAACCCUCCCCCCCCCCACCCUGUAAGAAAGCUGUCAAACAUAUUAUACCAGAAAAUAUGAUUUUUUAUUUAUUUUUCAUUACACACACUGCAGGUCACAAUUAAGAAAAUGGUAUCACGCCCAUUUGUGUACAUAUUAAAAACCAAACAGCUGAAAACUUUUUUUUGACAUUGAGAAAAGUUAAGAAAACAAGUUGUUAAUUGACACCCAAAUGCUUUAUUAGACAAUGCUGUAAUUGAAUUAACGACAAAACACUUCAACCACCAAUGCUUUCCUAUGGGGAGGCUGGAUGCAUGUGGUGCUUGCCACGUAUGCUUAUCAGCCACCCAACACUCUUCUAUAAGGAGCAUUGUGUUGGACCGACUCCAGAGGUAAGCAGCACCCAGGGAUCCUGUAAAAAGGGAAGUAAAAAGCUUUAUUUAAUGAUUUUAUGCCAGACGGGGAGACCAAUUUUUUGGCAGGGACCCAAAUUGUAUGCAUGGCUUUAGCUCCUGGUCCUAUAUAGACAGUAUAUACAGACACAUUGGGGGAUACAGCCAAUCCGACAAACAUAAAAGAAAAUAAUAGUGACGUAUCCUCUGGCACCACAAUAUAGAUGUAGAUAAAUAUGGCGCUUACAAGGUCCCAUAAAAAUAAUGCCUUGAACGUUGAACAAUAGCUCUUCAAGAUCUUGAUCCAGGUGUGCAGAUUGUAUAUCUCUGGUACACAGACACAAAACAAUAAUGCAUGAUGCUAAAACUGUUAAAAAAAUAAAAAUAAAAAAAAAUUUAUGCUACUUGAACUGAUGUAACACUGUAUAUACUGCUUUUAUUGUCCAAUCAAGCAUUAAACCCACGGAAUACCUGAUACCUCAAGUAAUAUGGAGCUGCUUCAUUGCUCCUUGACGGCAACACUUUUUUUUUUUUUGUUGUACCAGAUCUUUGGGAAGCUAUACGAUCAAUUACAUAUAUUUAUAUUUUGAUAGGGAGACAGAUCUUGCAGAGGCUCUGGAAGCAGGAGGCUGUGACCUUGAAACAGUACGGAACAUAAUCCAAAGACGACUAAUUCCGUCAGAUCUCAGGGCAAAAGUAUGGAAGGUAAGAUUCAACCACUGAACCAUCGUUUCUUUUUUAUCUUUUCAGUAUUAAAGAAACACACCAAGCACCUUAAUUACUCCACCACACUUUAGUGGUUAUGUUACUUGGAAUGAUCCUUGUUUUGGAGUCUCCAACGUUUUUGCAAUCAAUAUAGACAGGAGUUGUUUGAGUUAGUUCAUAUGAAUCUAUGCAUUUUUAAUGUUAACUUUACUCAAGCACAGAACCAUUUGGUACAAAGCAUCUAUUCAAAAUUUGUUAAUCUAAUUUUUGGUCCUCCCUUUUUGUCCACUCGGUAUAGAACACUUCAUUUUAUUCUCUGAAGUGAAAUGUACAAAUGUUUUUAAACCUCAAAAUACCUGAUGACUGAGGAUGAGCAAUGCCAUUGGUCUUUCGUAUUAAUCCUCAGAAAACAAAUUCCAGUCGAGUAGAGCCAAGUGUUCUUGAAAAUGCAUGCCACUGUAUCCUUAUCAGCUACCAGGCAUCAUGUGAAGUCUCUGAUGUACAGUUUUAUUUUAAAAAGGCCAUUGACAUUGAAAAUGCUUUAAAUGACAAUUGCUUAUAUGUUUGCUCUUAGAAGUGGUAGAGUCUCGAUGAAAACUAGAAUGUUAUUUCAGGUUUUAGUAGCACAUAAUUCAUCAACAUACAAAGAACGAGUGUCACGUGGAUCGGUAUGUUGGCGUCGGUGUUUGAAAUAAAAAGAGAGGUUAUGCACUAUGAAUCAAAAAUCUACUAAAUGAAGAUAAAGAAUUAAAAUUAUUUUUAGAUUUGCGCUUGUUAACUCCUGCCUUGAGGGGGUUUUAAAGGGAUAUCCUGUGUGGUGCAGUUUUUGGUAGACCUCCACUAUCAAAAACAGUAGGUUAAAGCUGGAUUAUAGUAUUAAUUUUUGUGCAUGUCGCUCUUUUCCCAAUUUUUUUUUUUUUUUUUAUACAUAUAUUGUAUGUUUUCAUAAAAGAAUAAUUUCAGUUAUUAGUGCUAGUAUGUAACACACCUGUACGUCGAAUAAUGUAAUAGAAUUACCUGUUUGAGACUCACAAAGUAGUAGCAGUCAUUAAAGCUCAAAUUGUAUGGCAUAGACCGGAUGAUUCUCCUCCUCCGUGUUUGUAGUGACACAUCCAGGACUGUUCUAACAAGUUUACUGCCGGCUUGCUUUCGAAUGUGUAAUAUAUGGUGGCUUAUAGUGUCACGUCUGAUGCAACCCAAAUGUAGUACACCACAUCCUUCUAUACUAGCUCUGUUUCAGACCACUAUCUUUUUUUUCUAAAUCUGCUAUUUUGGCCUAAGUUUUGAAAUUAACGUUGAAUUACCAGCAGUUAUCACUUUAGUGAACAAUGCAAGUAUGUUCCUGCCUUCUUGAGAUCCGUUUUGUAAAUACACACGUUUACUUUCUAAGUAUCUGACACUACCGACAAAGUCAGCAACACAAAAUUUUACUUUGGAUUUCUAUUCAUAGAUUGCACUAAACGUGGCAGGAAAAGGCGACAGUUUAGCCUCGUGGGAUGGUUCUUUAGAUCUUCCAGAACAGCCACUGAUUCACCAGGACUGUGAGAAUCUUAUCGGUAAGGCCAAGUGUAUUGCUGCCCUGUAAUGUUUAAUUCAUUCUCUGUAGGUAUAUCUUAUGUAGUGCCAGAGAAUUCCAAAGAGAAAUAGUUGUUGCUUUUCAAAUUCCUUUCACAUAAAAUUGGUGUUGGAAUAAGAAUAUUCUGUACACAUUUCAAGUGAGUAUCCCACUGUAGGAACUCUUAGUGACUCAUCCACCAGAUCCCAUUGUGAUCCCAUUCACCUUCAAGCUUACAGUGAUUAAAACACAUCAAGGAUUAUUCACUAAACUGAGGAUUGUACAGAAGGAAGUCCGCUUAAUUACUUGGUUUCUUUAAUUCAUUUUUUUACCCCCAACUGUAAUUGAUUUGGUCAACCUUUCCUGCGUACCCACUGUGACCAGGAAAAAACUAUCCAACUCCGUCCACUUCAGUUUUGUUUUUCAAAGUGAAAAAAAUGUCCACUCUAAAGCAUUGAUUUUUUUAUUUUUUUUCUCUGACCAAUGUAAGCUAAGCUUCAAUAUAUGUUAUAACAUCCAACCUGUUGUGCACCAUGCCCUCUAUUUGAAACAUUAAUUGCCUUAAAGUCAAUAUGCCAAAUGAAUGUCACAUUGACCUGCUUUGUACUUUAAUAUACGGCUGUGCCUCCUGCUCUGCUCAUUGCUUGGAACUGGCACCAAGUAGAGUUGCUUCACUUGUAUACCUGGCCAGUACACAGCAAUCAGUCAAAGACUAUGAUUGGGGAAAAAAAAAUGUUCUUUGAGUUUACUUAAAGGAACACUUCAACUUUUUUUUUUUAAGUUUGAUGUGUCCCUUUACUAUUCUAGUUGGUCCUUAUUUUGGAUUGUUCUUGGGGAAUGUGAAAUGUUUUAUUGUAAAAUCAUAUUAUAUAUUUAUCUUUACCACUUAUUGCAUACCAACAGUUAAUACCUGUUCUUUGGAUUUUGUCAGAUCAGCUCGCCAUACCAGAAGAUCAGAAAUCUGCAGUUCUGAAGGAUGUUGAAUCUGUUGUGACUUUUUACUGUAAAUCCCGCAAUGUUAAAUACCAUGAAGGUGUCAGUUGGAUCCAUCUUCUGAAGCCACUAGUGGACCUACAGUUGCCACGCAGUGAUUUAUACAAUUGCUUCUAUGCAAUCAUGAAUAAGUACAUCCCCAGGUAUGUUUUAUUGCAUCAAAAUAAUCAGAUUUUCCGCAGUAAAAUUGUAAGCCUAAUUGAAUAAUACUAGGAAUACUUUAUAGCCUUAGCCCUCAUUGUUGGUUUUAUUUAUUUAGUGCCAAUACAUUAUGCAGAUUGAUGUAUGGUUAGCAAAGGGAAUCUUGAAGAAGACCUACUGAUAUUCUAGAAUCUAAGUUUUGAGGCCACUUCUAGCUUAUGGUCGUGAAAUACUGAAAAGGGUGUGUUGAAGACUGGUUCUGUAGGUAAAGACAGAAUAGCUGUGUCAGCCAAUGAGUCACUAUCAGUAUAUUAGAAUGUCUGCAGAGAUUUGUAAAGAAAAUAAAAUGGGAUUGCACACAAUCGUAAAAAUCACAGGGUGCUAACUGAGCAUGGGUCAGCAUAUCCCAUAAGAGAAAGUAUAAAAUAAAAAAAUAUCAGGCAUCCACUGUGAUAGGUUAAGCAGAUUUAUUGGACCGUGCAACAUUUCGUCCUGUACCCGGAGAGAUUUCUAAUUUGAAGACUUUUGAUGAGACAUUAGGGUGAGAUCUUGGCAUACUACUUUUGUGAAAAGCUAGUGUAUAUAUUGACGAAAUGUUCUGGUAGACCCGAUACAGUGUAACAUUACAUACGCCUGGUAUGUAGUCCCGCACUAUUUUGUAAUAAAAUGGGCAACAGGAGUAGAAAUAAUUUAUGGUAGCAUUAACUAUAUUUACCCAGCACUUAGAAUAUCCUAGAAAAGUCUGGAUUGUUAAAGUUCCCCAAUUCACCUGGUUAGGCUGAUUCAAGUGAAAAACCCUGAUAGGAAAAAUAGCUUAAAAUUGAUUUGAACAUAAGACAUAAAAGGGUUCAGUCCAUGUUAAACUAAUAACCAUAAGAUACUUUACAUUCUAGUAAAAUAAAAAAUUAAAGGGACACUAUAGUCACCUGAACAACUUUAGCUUAAUGAAGCAGUUUUGGUAUAUAGAACAUGCCCCUGCAGCCUCACUGCUCAAUCCUAUGCCAUUUAGGAGUUAAAUCCCUUUGUUUAUGAACCCUAGUCACACCUCCCUGCAUGUGACUUGCACAGCCUUCCAUAAACACUUCCUGUAAAGAGAGCCCUAUUUAGGCUUUCUUUAUUGCAAGUUCUGUUUAAUUAAGAUUUUCUUAUCCCCUGCUAUGUUAAUAGCUUGCUAGACCCUGCAAGAGCCUCCUGUAUGUGAUUAAAGUUCAAUUUAGAGAUUGAGAUACAAUUAUUUAAGGUAAAUUACAUCUGUUUGAAAGUGAAACCAGUUUUUUUUCAUGCAGGCUCUGUCAAUCAUAGCAAGGGGAGGUGUGGCAAGGGCUGCAUAAACAUAAACAAAGCGAUUUAACUCCUAAAUGACAGUGAAUUGAGCAGUGAAAUUGCAGGGGAAUGAUCUAUACAAUAAAACUGCUUUAUUUAGCUAAAGUAAUUUAGGUGACUAUAGUGUUCCUUUAAACAUGAUUGUCAUGUAAGACUAGGUUACAAUAUUUAGUUGAGCCCUGCUGAAUAAAAUUUGUGUUCCAGUCUUGCUUUGGGCGAGCAAGAUUUCAUUUUUAUUACCGUGACUCACAGUGCAAAGUGCAUAGUUCAUUAUCAAAAGCUUAUGUUGGAAGACUCAGAUUAUUUCAGUUUGCUUCUUAUAAAUGUAGAACUGUUUUCAACUGUCUUGUUCUCACAUCAGUCGAGAUAGAUAGAUAGAUAUAUAUAUAUAUAUAUAUAUAUAAUCAGCAUUAUAACCGGGAAAAACCUACACAUACAAUUUAUUACCUUCAUGCACUACUUGCCUCCACUCCAUUUGUUUUAAUAGAAGCUCUGUACAGUUCAGAAUAUUUAAAUAGAAUUCAUUGUUAGGCAAAAGGAAGCCUCCAGAACGAGAACUCCCAUGAUGUUUCACAACUUUUUUGGCCUAAAAAAAAAGCUGUGAAAUAAAAUAAAUAAGUUUGCAGUGCAGAGGCUUUGUUGUAAAAUAUGUUGUAACAUGAUCUAUUUGCUCUCUACCUAAAAUUAGAAAGUGUUUUGUUUGGUACAUUACUGUAUGGCAGAGUGUCCAAUGAAUUACAGUAUAUCUGUUGGCACCUUUUAUAUUGCUUAAAAAUGUUUUAUUUUCUUUAGGGAUUGUUACAAAAAAGGAAAACCUUUUCAUUUAUUUCGGUUGCUCCUGCAGUACCACGAGCCAGAGCUAUGUUCCUUUCUAGACACAAAGAAGAUUACUCCUGAUCUCUAUGCACUAAAUUGGGUAACUAUGUAGCCAGAUUUGUUUCUAUGUUUGCCAUGUAUUUUGUGUGUUUCUUUCUGACUCUCCUGUUAUUAAUGAUAUGUCUGUUUCAGUUUGGGAGCCUCUUUGCAUAUCAUUGCCCAGUGGACGUCACGCAAGCUAUCUGGGACAGUUACUUACAGCAGGGGGAUCCGUUCAUUAUGUACUUCUUAAUGCUGAUCAUGCUCGUCAAUGCCAAGUGAGUGCCUCUAGUAAUGCCGUGAGCUGUCAAAAGUAAUUUACCGCUCUUUGAUCUGUGUCUUUUUCUUCUAUUAGGGAAAUUCUUCUUGCUCAAGAAACUGAUGGCAAAGAAGAAUAUAUAAGUAUGUUUGUUCUUUUAUUUUUUUCUUCAUUACUCAUUUAUUUUAAAAGGGAGUGAGAGCAUAAAAUGUAUAUAUUAUCAGUUAUUAGUGUUUUUUAUUUGUAAAGUAGCAGCUUAUCUCACAACACUACAUCUAAUAGCCUCUUAUACUACAAAGAAAACUAACUGAAUGUUUGUAAAAAUACUAUAAUUUUAAUGCAGAUUAUUUUGUAUAACGUCUUCUAAUGUAGUCCUGUCAUCCCCAGACUGUGCAUUACCAUAGUAUAAUAUAUUAAUUGAAGACUGAUCACUCACAGAAUUAGCUAAAGUAUGUUUCUGUGUAUUACAUUGGAAAGAGAACACAGUGGAUGGUUCAUUCUCUACCUGAACUCGUUACACAUGGCAGGUUUCAAUACAUCUGUUCUUCUCUUUAGAACUUCUGGAAAGCUCUCCUUCAAAUUUGGAAGCAGGGGAUAUUGAGGAUCUAUUUCAUUUAGCACAGUAUUACUACAGCAAGACGCCCGCUUCAUUUCGCAAGGUAAGUUACACAUCCCUGAAAUUUCCUGCUUUACUUGGUAUAAGGGAAGGUACGUCAGUUACAGGCUUUCUAAUUCCCCAUGCCAUUUCCUCCAGUUCAUCCAUACACCCUCACCCUUUCAGAAUAUUUGUUUACUUAGUGUUUUGCUGGGAAGAAUAUUUCCAAAUUCUUCUUUUUCUUUAUAGUUUGUUAGCCCUGGGGCAUUCAGUACAAGGUUACACAUUUAACAUACAGAAAACAUUGAUAACCAUUGGUGAUUAAUUCAGGUUUGGUUUCACUGAAGAUAGAGAUCUUCUCAGAGUACACAGUUUUGUGGAACAUUUGCUAUUUUCCAUAUGAGAAGGCUGCACUUCCUUGUUGAAACAAGACAUGGAAAGUUAGGUCCUGGGAGUGGAUCUGAUAUAAGGGCUUGGACAGGGUAGUGUGCGAACAGGGCCCUGCGUAAAAAAUCUUCACAGCGCUCUACUCUGGCCUCAUGCCCUCCCGGACCACACCCUCCAAUUAAUCCUUCUCACCAUUUAAAACCUCCUUAUUCACCCCACACAAAAAAAGAUUUAAAAGCUGUAUCAGAAUACUAAUUUUACAUAAGUGCAAUAUAAAUAUAGUUAUAUAGGUGUUUGCAAUUAAAAUUAGAAAAUAAAGAUUAAUUCACCUUUUUCCAGUGCCUCCCACAAUGUCAUGGAGGAGACAUUGCCUACUGCGCCAAUGUCCAAUCCAAUGCUUUUCACACAGGUGAAGCAAGCGUUGCGCACACAGUAAAAUGUUCCCAUAGGAACAUGCUUUCCUAUGGGGCUCCUGCAUCACGUGACCAAUUUAUACUUAGUCAGUGCAGCGGAAGCACCGCCAGUGGCUUUUAUACUGCCAGCAACUAGAGGUGGACUUAACUAUGCAAUUUAAACAUUGCAGUUUCUCAAAAACACAGGCCCACUGCACUCAGACCACUUCACCUCAAUGGUCUCGAUGACAAUAGUGUUACUUAAAGUAACAUAUUUUUUUAUUUAUAUAUAUAGACCAUUUGCUAUAUAUAUAUAUAUAUAUAUAGCAAAUGGUCUAUUUAAGAAAAGGAUGCACACCAACACAUACUCACUCUCAGUGACACAUAAACAUAGAACCACUGUCAGAUGCACUUAUCUACACCCACAAUGAUGCAUACAAUCAAUAACACAAACACUAACGGGCACUCACUGCCACACAACUCUGACCAAUCACUGCCCAAGGAGGGAUAUUUAAAUCCCUAGCUCAUUGCCCUGUCGUGGUUUCUGUUCCUGGUUCCAAAGAGUGCGUAUUCUUGUCCUUGUUAUUGAUAUUUCCGGUAUUCUGACUUUGGCUAUUCCUGACUACUCUAAUCUCUGGUUUCCCUGACUUGGCUUUCUUGUCGAUCUUGUGUGUUUCUGGCUUCCUUGAAUUCGGCUUUCCCUUGACCAUUCUCUGUCUUUCAACGUAUUAAUCCGGCCAUUCUAAGGACCGUUUUAUGUUCUGUCUAUUUUUCUAUUCUAUGUAGAUGUUACAUAGUUUUGCGUAUUGGAUCACAUUAGUCGUCGUGACACUGAGAGUUGCACUUUAUGACACACAGGCAUACAACAGUUUACAAAUGCAUAUUUCCACUGUGUGGUUUACAGAGACAUUAGUUUGACAGAUCCUACAGGAUUGUAAUGGUUGGAGCCUGGCAGCACUGACAGAGAUGGGGCACUAACACAGUUAAUAGAUAUAUCAGGUAAUAGAGUACUGACAUGCAGCAGCCAAUAGCUCCAUCCUCAGCCAUGCUCCCAUACCGGAUUGGCUGAUCUGCAGGGUGUCACACAGCAGCAGGGGAAGGAAGGCUGUGAGGUGCUGGCACUCCUCCGAGGGGAAUCUACAGGCAGCACAGAGGCAAUGAAAGAGGCCAGUGCUGUAAAAUGCAGGCAAGUGACUGUCAGCCAAGGACAGGAGGGAGGGGGCUGGAGGGGAAUGCUUACUGGAUGAGUAAGCACAGGGGCCUGUCAGCUUCCAGAGUGAAUGUCUGCUCCCUUACGGACUCCUCCUCCUUACCUCUGCAGCCACUUACAGCUCUUUUUAAACUGCAUUCAUCUUAUCAGGGAGCUGGGAGUUCAGUGAAGCCAGGAAUGUCCGUGAUCUGUGUGUUGCUUCAGCAUGACUACUGCCCCACGGCUCUCCUCCAUAUUGUGCAGCAGAGGGAGCAAGGGAAAAAUUAACAAGCCCUAGUGACCAAGCAUGCGCAAGCUGUGUUGGCUGCCCGGCGCCCCCGUUGCCAUAGCACCCUGUGCGGCAGCACAGCUCGCACACCCCAAAGGCCGGCCCUGUGUGGGAAUGUAUCUAUGAAGGGACUUGUUAACCAGGAUUGAUUAAUGUAAGGUAUGUCUAAAUCUGAGUGUGUGCUGUUUUGAUGCUUUUAAAGCAGCUCUGGCGUCUUUGCAUAUUUGCUGUGUGGUGGCCCAGGGCUGCAGUGCAGGGGAAGAUAUACUUACUUUGUUGGUGCCGCCAUCUUCAUUCUUCUGUUCCUAGUGCUUCAGCCGCCAGUAGCUCAUGUUGGAACAUGCGCAAGAGCACGCACUGAUGUCUAUUGAGGAUCUCGUUAGGCUGCUGGAGUCUGAAUGGAUUAGUCUCUCGAUCAGUGAGACAAUGCCCUUGCCCUUUUCCACACAGUCGUUACUAGUGAAUCCUGGAGGAAUUGACAUUGGUAACUCUGCCUUUUGUCAAGCAUAGGAAACAUCUUUUGACUGCAAUGCAAUUUCAAUGAAAUUCAAACAGUCAAUGUCAGUAUUUCAGAAAAUGUUUAUCUUUCUAAAAUACCAGUUUUGGGGUGGGAGUGACAGAGCCACGUUGACUGGGAAUUAGGUAGAAUUAGACCGUUCUUGCUAGUAAACUUGCUAUUCUAUGGGUUUUGAAAUGUUUGGAACUUACUUAAGGUGUGUCCCACCGUUGUAAUAUAGAUCGUGUUAACUUUUUUUCCUGUCUAGUCCACUGAAUUUCAUUUUCCAAGUAAAUAUUGCUUUUGAUUGUUUCUUUCUUUAUUUUGUAUGUUUUUAGUUUUAGCCAUAUCUGUAACAUAUUUAGAGCAUAAUACUUGAUGCAAAAUUGUGACUGAAGAACUAGAGGUGAAUUGUUAGGAGUCUACAUUUCCCUGUAUCACUACAAACCGUCUGUGCAGUCGGGGUGGUAGCUAAUUACUUUAUCUGCAAAAACUGCUUAGAUAAUUAUAAGCUUACCACUUAAAAUAUGUAUUGCAAGUGUAAUUUAAGUCAUACUAUUGGUGUAAGUUUUAUAUCUUGUAGUAUUUGAUGUAUCUGUAUCAUUCCCAGUUAUGUGAAUGUCUCUUCUUCUUUCUAGAAUCACAACAGUCUGUUCGGAAGCAGUUUGAUAGCUCUCAAAGAUGAUACAGACCUGAGCCAGGCCCUGUGUUUAUCAAUUUCUGUAUCGGAAAUUCUUCAAGCAAAUCAGCAGCAAGGGGUGAGUGAGUGAUACUCUGUAAUGGUUAAUGCCAGUGGACAGAAAAUAACAAAACGUAUCUAGAGGGUGAGAAAUGGAAUUAUCACAUAUCAAAAUAAAAAAAUCAAUAGAGCAUUGAAAAAUCUUGCUCCGUGGCCAUUUUGCUGAGGGGAAAUGUUUGACAUGGGUGAAUAAAUGACACUACUAAUGUAACAAAUUAACAGGUACCGAGGCACUAAUGAUAAACAUGUGAAAUCUUAAUGAGUUUUGAAUUGUUUUUAGUUUGCGUUGUAGAUCAUGUUAUUUAUUUUAUGUAAAGAUUAUUAAUUUGCCAUUGAUGCUGGAGUGUCAGUUGCCAUAUUGAUUCCAGUACUUAUUGGUUCCUGUAAUUUACACUUCGUUUGUUAUGAGAUCAAUACUGAAUGACUUAUACAGUGCACUAUACUAUCUUUAAUUUUAAGAGGGUGGACAAAAUAAUAGAAACCCCUAACAAGCACCUAGUGAGAAUCAAGGCCAACCUGUGGUACUGUGCUUAGGAAAAAACAAAACACCACAAUCUGGCCAAGUCCCUUUCCUGUUUUUAUAUAUUUUAUGUAAUUUUCUCUGCAAUAUAUUAUCGCUUCUUUAUAUGAACAUCCAUGGGAUUCUACCAACCCAGAUUUAUUUAAAGAAAUGCAAUACGCCUAUUUAGGUGGACACUGGAGCUGGAAUUCUGUAGUUUUGAAAAAUUUUAAAAAUUCACAUUUUACGUUCCUGCAAUCCCUACUCUUUUCAGCUUUAAAUGUGAGUUCUUGCCAAAUCAAGAUGUGAGUGGUCCUUGAUUUGAAUUUCUGAAGUACUGCUGAGCUUCAAAGGUUUUGUGGAGUUGUAGUUCAAUCAUUUUUCUUUCUAAUGUAAUUUUCUAACAACUAAACUACAACCUCAAGAAAACCAAGUCUUGACUUAAAGCUCAGCAGAAUUUUUGGAGCAGAAAAGAAAACCUUGCAGGUUGGGAGAGGGGGGCAAAGGAAAAAUAAUUAUCUUAGAAAAAAUAAAUAUCAAUGAAGAAGUUAUCCAGCACACCUAACUCUAACCUAACCUUAUAAUUUAUGAUUUAUGAUGUAAAACAUGUUUCAGGACGGAGUACGGUUCUUUGUGGUGGACUGUCGACCUGCAGAGCAGUACAAUUCUGGCCACCUCUCAACAGCCUUUCACUUGGAUUCUGACUUGGUAUGUAUAAGCCAUAAAUAUUUAAUUUGUCUUUGUGUAAUGUGUUCUUUUCCUUGUUUGUGUUUCAAAGCUUUGCUGUUGUGAAAAUGCCUGAUUUGAUUUUGUGAAUCAAGUACUGAAAUGUUCGGGAAAUGAGGAUAAAGUCAUAGUUCACUCACUGUGUUGUUUUCAUGUUUCUGAAAUUUGUAGAAUAUCGUUUUGACACUUGAAGAGAUAUUUAUAAUGUGAUACACACUAGUACCGCUGGUCUUAUUUCUCAUUUACAAAUGUAUUUUAUAUAUAUCAUUUUUUUUUUUUUUACAUUUUUUUAAACUGUCCGGUGUGUUUUGUUUAAUAGAUGCUGCAAAACCCAGGGGAAUUUGCUCUGUCUGUGAAAUCUCUUCUGGAAGCUCAGAAACAGUCCAUUGAGUCAGGCUCUGUGGCUGGCGGAGAGCACCUGUGCUUUAUGGGCAGUGGUAGGGAAGAGGAAGACAUGUACAUGAAUAUGGUCCUGGCUCAUUUUUUACAGGUACUUUUGUUCCCCUUUCAGUUUCUUUCAGAAAAUGUUCAUCGUCCAUGAUUAAACGUUGUAAUGAAAAUGACCCAAAAACAAACUGUUUACUGGAAAAAUAUUAUCAGAUUAACUCAACAUGUGUGUGCCCGUUUUCUUUUUUUUCCUUUUUGGUUUGCUUGCUUGCUUGCUUGCUUAUGUUUGUUUUUGUUUUUUUCUUUUGGAUUAUUUUUUUUUCUUGAUCACUUGCCCCUUUCGAGGAAUUUAUUUUUUCAUAAGCAAAUGAGACAAGUCAAACAUUUUUCUUUACCCUGAAUACAAAUCUGUGUCCACACAGAAGCUUCUCACACAGUUGAGCAUCUUACAGGUUUGCUCACGCUCUACUCUGAAUUUCAGACAAUUUAAUCCAAUUUGCAAAAUAUGGGCUAAAGUACCCAAGCUGAGACUAUAGCAGAUGUGGAGAGUUUUUCCAAAACAGUUAUUGUUUAUUUUAGUUAAGUUCAAAUGUAAUUCUUAGUGAAUAACCUCUUAAACGGUGUAUUUUUUUCCCCUUUUUGUUAAUUUAUACUUUAGAAUUUCUACAUAGUCUUGUAUGUUUACAGGAUUUUGCUUGCAAUAUUUUGCCUUCCAGAAAAUCGCCUGUUGGACAAGAUAGUGACUUUUUUUUCUGUCUUCCUUUUGUCUUUUGUCCACAGCCCGAGUUCCCACAGAGUAGUAAUUGAGGGACUGUAAAUUAAAUACAUUUCUCUGUAUAGAAAGAUGUUUUAAAAUAAAUGUUGAACUUGUUCAGUUUAAUUUUAUAUCUUUUUUUAACCCCUUCUCAUUUUUUCUUUUUUUAAAUAGUUUUUUUAAUAUAUAUAUAUAUUUUUUUUAUGUGCAGAAAAACAAAGAAUACGUCUGCAUAGCUAAAGGAGGAUUCAUGGGUGAGUUAUUUUUACCUUACAGAAUGAUCUGGCUAUUUGAUUUAUUAGACAGUUGUAUAUUUUCCUGAGUGAGUAUUCUGUGUGCUUUUGCCUCUAACAAAUUGUGGAUUCACGGAGUUAAUUAAAUCAAUUACAGCAAUACAAAUCUCAAUAGUAAUUCAAUAUUGGCUGUGCAGUUGCAUUACACAGGUAAAUUAUGAUCACUGACCAAAUAGUUCCGAUUUUAUGAAUUUACGUGUGCUACAUUGUUUAUUCUCAAACCUUUUUGGCAGUGCUGCAGCAGCAUUUAGCUGACAUCAACGUUGAUGGCCCAGACAAUGGAUAUGGACACUGGAUCAUUAGCACAACUGGAUCCCGGAGCAGCAUGAGUUCUUAUGCUGAUGUAAGUAUUUGAUGCUGUAUUAUCUUUACAUUUUGGCUUCACACAGGUCAAUUAACAGGAAACUAAUUGGAGAUCAAACAGGUUAGUUUAAAAACAGUACGCCGUUGUUUUGUUUGUUGCAAAUGAAGACACUACAAAGGGAGUCCUUUAUGAAGGAUAAUUCUGUUGGCAAAGUUUGAAAAGUGAAGCAAUGUCCAUGUGAACUUUUAGAAUGUUCAUACUAAUUGCUGCACAGUUAGCAUUUUGUCCAGAACUGCUUCAGCAUUUCAUUAGAGAUGUACACAGCCUUCAUCGCAGCCUAUCUUUCUCUCAUGCUGAGAUUCUGUCUAUGAACAAUUGCUUUCUUUGUGUUUCUGGUCCCACUGACUUGCGUUUCAGGCUGAAUGUUCCUGACUGUGCAAAAAUAAGUAACACAUUAAUCUUAUUAUAUGAGCAAAACUUACUUUGUUUUUCAUUUUUUAAACAAGAAAUUCUUACAGUUAGAAUUCAAGCUUUGAUUUGUAUAAAACAAAAAAAAAUGUUUCUCCUUACAGGGUGAUUCUUCUAAUGGAAUGGGAGAUGGGAAAGGGGUGAAGUCCCUUGUAAAUAAAAUGACAGUGGCUUUAAAAACAAAGUCUGUCAAUGUGAAAGAAAAAGUAAUCAGUUUCAUCGAGAACACAUCCACGCCAGUAGAAAGGUUGGUACCAUAUUGAUCAAGGCUACUCUUCUACCAUGCAUCUUCACUUUCUAAAUUUUAUAAACCCUGCAUGACAAAAUUUAGCUAAGCUAAUGUAACCAUAGUGCAAAGGUAAUUGCAAAAUACUGGAUGUUAUUUUAGGGGGGACUUGAGUGGGAGAAUGGGAUUAUUUUUCCCGUGUUCUUUUAGUAAGUAAUGGAGAAGCAAUUAUUGUGGGAAUGACUCAAUUGCAGUGGGAAAGAGAAACUAAUGCAUAUCAUUCACUUCCUCUAAAAAAAAAUGGACUAUUUAUUUGGAAUAUAGCGAUGUGAUCAACCAUGCGGCUAUCAUACAGAGCAUUGAAUCGAAAGAGCGAAUUACAAAAGUAUUGCUUGUAUCUUUUUAAGCGGUUGUGGGACAGUGACUGCAUUUGUCAACCAAUACAUGCAUUCGCAGUGCUCUGUGUUUGGAGAAUACAUAGUAAAACACAUUGUGCUGGAAGACGACCUGCCACGCAUAAAGCAUAUAGAUAAGAAGUCACCUUUAAAAUGGUAUAUUUUCCUCUACACGUUGUCCUGAUAAAGAUUGGCAACAAACAUAUGUCUGAAAAAACAAAAUGUGCUUUGCUGACUUAUUUCCUCCUCCGGCCCAGAUAGAUUUACUUGUGUAUAGGGCAUUUGCCUGCAAAUCAAUAUUUAUAAUAAAUAAUAAAAAAAUAAAAGUAAUAAAAUCCAAUCUAUCCUUUUUAAAUAAAAAAAAAAUAAAGAAUGCCUUCUUCCAGAAAUUUGGCUAAACUGUAUGUAGAUGGGAGUUUUUUGUUUUCAUGACCUCCAUGUAUUUUGGUUUUGUUAAACAAUUCUAUGAUAGCAAGAAUUAUCAAAAAAAGAUACUGUAUGUAUUUGGCAAUCGGCAAUUAUUAUUUGGAGUACACAGUGUUCUAAGGACAUACAUUAUCUUUUAUGACUAUUUGUUUAGUUUCUCUCUAUUUUUACAUUGACUUUUAGUUCAUUUUUUAAAUGUAACAUUUUGUGUAAAUAGAUAUUCUGUAUGAAUAUAACAAGUAGUUAAAGUCACAUAAGGGUAAUUUCAGCCUCUUCUUUCAAGAUGGGAAAAAAAAUGUUCAUGGUACUUGACUUUUCCAUAAUAAUGUUGGUGGCAGAGAUCUCAUUUUCCAGCCUGCCUCGUUAUGGCAAGAUCACAAUAGGGUAUUGCAAAGGACACAUUUAACAAAGGUGUUUGAUGCCUGUGCUGUUUUUUUUUUUUUUUUUUUAAACCAGUCGCUGCUUUGAAUUGAGCUGUGUUGAAAUGUCAGCUGGUGUCUCACAAAGGUUUCAUGUAACCCUUUCUGGUUUGUGUUCUGUGCCCCAAUUUGCAAUAGAAUCUCUUUCAAUCUUCCAUGGCCAGAGAGGGCGAGUUUGGAGCGGUAAGGCCUCAGUAGUGAGCUGUGAUCCCACCACCUCUGUACCUGAGCACAACGUCUCACUGUAUGCAAGCACGAAUUACACUGACAUCCUAUGCAAGCCAUGCUUCUACCUCUAGACUAAUUAGAAUAUGAAGGUUAAACCUCUUUACUCAACUAACUCUGGCAAGGUUGCCUGGUUAAUCGUCAAACAUCCAGUUCUUACAUUUGACUUUAAUAACUGGGAAUGCAUUUUAAUAUUUUUUCAUAGAGACAGAACCUUAUGAAGGUCUCUCUGACAAUCACUUACCAAGUGUUUCUACUAAUAAUUUUGCAAACAAUCCAGAAUCUGAUCCUUAUACUGUAAUCCAAUAUGGUUGCUGUGGCCUGUCAGUGUAAUUAAUGCUUUUGUCAUUAGUUUUCAAUAGUUGGAUGCACACCUCUACUACACCUUGACUUUAGCAUUCUCCUGACUGCACUUGAACACUAACAUUGUCUUCCAUCUACAGCUAAUCCACUUCUUGUCCAUAACAUUUCAGUCUUGAAUAUUUCAGUGCUUAUACUAAGCAGCAGAAUUUUGGUUUUAAGGUUGUUGUUUUUUUUUAAACUCUAAAUUCAGAAUAUAUUCCAUAACACGCUGUAGUGAAUAUGCCAGUGUUUGACUUGAUUGGCUGUUCAUUGGACAGACAGAAGCAAAACCAAACCCACAUUACAAUGAUGAAAAUAGUGAGAAUAGUCUCAACAUGUGUUCCUUUAUAGGAUGUGGAUUCCCUCUUUUUAGUUCCUGUAACCAUGUAUGUUCUUGUCUGGUCACUCAUCAAGCAGUGAUCCCUUCCAUUGCAUGUGAUUGCACGAUUGCUAACAUUGCAGUUCAGGGGAUUGAUGCUUCGUGAUCAUUAAAGGACCACUAUAGGCACCCAGACCACUUCAGCUUAAUGAAGUGGUCUGGGUGUCAGGUCCAGCUAGGUUUAACCCUUUUUUUGUAAACGUAGCAAUUUACAGCUGGAAAGGAGGUAAGCGAUUAACCCCUUCCUCCCCCCUCAGCGCCACGGGAGUGUGACCCUGAGGGUGGGGGCACCCUCAAGGCACUAUAGUGCCAGGAAAACAAGUAUGUUUUCCUGGCACUAUAGUGGUCCUUUAAGGAAAAAUGGUUCCAUUGUUCAUUACUGUUUUAUUUCUUAAAAUAUGCCAACAGAGUCUGUAGUGAUAAGCAACAUAAUAAUGCAGGCUAAGUGGGUGCUUUUCAAAAUUGAUGAAAACUGGCAUAAAUAAAUCAGGACACAUUACCAGGGGAUAAAUAAACAUAAGUUGUAAUUUGGUAAUAUUUCUUUACUCUAUAAAGUGCAACAAAACCAUUUUCUUGAAGUUUUAUGAGCAAUUAAAAGUAUGAACUGUUUUAUUAUGUAGAAUGAAUUUAUUAUAUGCAAGGGGAUUACAAUGAUUGUACUUAUUUAUAACUUGACUUUACGGAUACAAGUAAAAAGAAUUAGACACCCAUCUAUCAUAGUUAUAAGCCAUCAGUAACAUUUCUAAAGUUGUGUCCUGAUUUUAUGUCUUAUUUUUACAGAAUUGAGGCAGUCACCCAUAUAGCAAUACCUGACUCUUUAACAACAGAUAAAUUAUACCUGCUAUCAAUUGGUCAGAUACAGAUAAUACGUGGAUAACUAUUGUCAAUGGAUUGAAAAUGAAUUGCCCAUAUUGAUUUCUGAUAACAUAUAAAGUUAAUUAUCUUGUCUAAACUUGUAUAGAAUAAACAAAACAAAGCACACGCAGUUCUUCGAAUUUUAUUUGGGAUGCCACCGUAAAUACUUACCAAAAGUGAAAUUAGAGGGAAUUAGUAAUACUCCUUUCUCCUCCAUCAAUGAUCAGACAAUCACAGGAAGGAGAGAGAAUUAAAUCAAAUGUUAAAUAUUCCCAACCAUGGAAAUCAGAGGGAAAUCUGCCCCUACCGUAAAUUCUGUAUUACCAAUGCGGAUGAGAAGAGGGCAGUCUCUGGGUGUCGUGUUAGAAAUCACAUUUUCGGUUAAGCUGCUCUGAAUGUACCUGGUACAGCUCUCAGAGACUUGAAUCGACCCUUUUGGUGCCCCUAUUAUUUGUAUUAAUUGUGGCCAGAAAGACCAUAGAUUAAUGAAAAACAUUGGUACGUGUGCCCGUCUUCAUGGGAGCAGUAGAUUUGUAUGUGAGCCAAACAUUUACAGAUUUAUCUGCUAAAUGCAUUGGCCAUGUAGAUCUGAAUGUUUGUAUGGACUGUGCUUCUCGCCAUAUAUGCAAUAUUCAUAUGGGUAUACAUGCAUACAUGAAUUUGCGUUAAAGGGCCUUUUACAGUGAAUGUUUUUUACAUCUCUAUGCAGUAAACAUAAGACUUUGUCCAUCUCACUGCUUACUUUCAACUGCUGUGUUAAUGGUAAAACCGCAAUGUUAUCCUUUUAACAUCUAGUUGUCAGCCUAAUGUUUCCUGGAUGCCAUGCUUCACUUACAGCACUGCCUAAUUUUGCUUGCACUUUUGGUAAUAAAUGCUGUACUUUUGGGAGCGCACAGAAAACCCAAACCUGAACAGGCGGAAAAAAAGAUUAAAAAAAAAAAUACUUAUAUAAAAUUUUACCAACAGGCACAUAAGCAGCAGUGAUCGACUUGGAAAGCCGUAUCGUGGUGUAAAACCUGUAUUCAGCAUUGGUGAUGAAGAGGAAUAUGACACGGGUACGGCUAUAAAUAUCUUGUUUGAGAAUGCUGAUAUAUUCACUAAAAUCAAACUGUUUACUGACAGUCACUUGUGUAACCGACGUGUGAAUAAUUGUUUGAAGUCAAGCAGCGGUAAUGUAUUAAUAUUGGACCGUACUUGUUAGGCGUCCAGUCUGCCUUUUCAAAUCUUUAAUAUGUAUAUGAGGUGACUCUAUUGCAUGUGUACAUUAAGGAAAAGCUUAAACUAUAUUGAGUUUAGAAAUGUUUUUGUUUAAUUCAUAAGUUCAUGCACAAAGCAUGAAUGGAACAAACCAAAGUUAUAUGCCACACUUACAAUGUAUACAUUGUGCUUCUAUACAGUGUUUAUGCAGUUGUGCUUGCAGAACAUAAAUAGAUACACUUUUUAAAAAAAAGUUUUUUAUUUUAUUUAACGCACCAUUCACAAAUGAAAUCUAUAGCAUGAAACAAAAAAAAGUCACUUGGCUGGUUUCAAACACCUUCCUUUUCAUAUGGAAGGUCAGUAAGGGUUAAAUAAAAUCAAUCACGUAAACUGAUGUGCAACGUAAAAUAAAUAAAUAUAUAUAUAUAUUUAACUAAUCAAUGGUAGUGUGUGCAAUGUUUUGUGAACUGCAUAUGUGGCAUUUAAUCCUUUAAAUUUCUAAACAUAUGCCAGCGUAUUGUAACUCACACUUCCAAUCAUGUUUAAACCAGCCUAUUUCUCUGAGACUUUACUGGCUGGUCUUCUUGCAUAGCUUUAAAAGUACCAUGCAGCAAAAUAUAAACAUACAUAUAUACAGUACUGAGAGAUAUCUUUAAAUGCCAAUGCCAGUGCUAAAUACAAAAACUGUAUUUGUGCAAAGUUUGUCUCCUGCUGUAACUUGAUUCAAAUUGGCCUCUUUGCCAUCCUUUUCAGAUGAAAUUGACAGCUCCUCCAUGUCGGAUGAUGAUCGCAAAGAAAUUGUUAACAUCCAAACCUGGAUAAACAAACCUGACAUCAAACAUCAUUUUCCAUGUAACGAGGUGAAGGAAAAUGGUCACAUGUUUCCCAGGUAAGUGUAUCAGUGUAAAAAUGUAUGUUAAAGGAACACUUUGGGCACCUUAAUCUGAAUUAAACUUAAGUUGUUCCGUAUGCUAUAAUUAUUCUGCUUCUAUGAUGACAGUGUGAAACCUUGUCUGUUUACAUAUGGUGAGCAUGAAGUUACUUCCUCCUGCCGAGCUCACAUUUAUAGCUUUAAUAUGAAAAAAAUGUCUUUAGAUUUAUUUCAAGCACGGGUACUCAUUGAAAUAAAAAUAUCAAACAUAUUUCCCAAAUACAUUAGCUGCUGUUAGAGUUUAGUGCUAAUUUAUGUGAAACCUAAACAGGAAAUUGAUUUCACAUUUGUCCAGUGUCAUUUUGGUUGCUUUCUAUAUAACUGACUACAUCUGGACAUAAAGUAGAGAAAUAGACAUUGUAUAGAUAAAUAGCUAAUCAAUAAUAUUAAUGGGCCAUUUUCCAUUAACUAGAUUAGAACAAUCCAAAUCAGUCAUAGAGGACAAUAAAUUCAGAUUUGAUCCCCAAUACUAUUGAAAUCGAACUAGAUGAACUAUGCUGACUUUGCCCACACUCACUGUAUUUAAUUAUAAUCAUUAUUUGCCUACCUAUCCCUAUGGGCAACUUCAUUAUCAGUAUUACCGGUGAUUAUCGACCGAUACUUACAAAAAAUCAGAAUAUUCGCAAAACCGAUAAUCAGUCGAUCCCUGCUAAGCAGCAUUGUCCAAUAAUGUCUGCUGUGGAAUGGGAUUGCAAGUCUACAGACUGAUGCUAUACUGACAGCAAAAAUCAUGUUUUAUGUGAAAGUAUGGGCACUUCCCUACUUGUUUUUCAUAUGCAUAUAAUUCCUUUAUAUAAGUUUGGCUACCAGCACUAUUUUCUUCAUUCUCUAUAGUUACUAGAUUAUUUACAGAUCUGUUCUUGUAUUGAAAAAUUACAUGUGGUUAAAUGUGCAAUAAAAUGUACCUCUCCAAGUAAUGUGUGCAUGAUCCAUCCAAAUUUCUGUGUUUCAAUUUAUUUUUUCUUUAUCUUUAGUCAGGUGAGUGACAUGGUGUUUUAUCAGUGUACUAAAACAGUUCCGAAGCAUUCAUUUUCCUCUCUAUUUAAAUGUGCAUGUUUUUGCAAUGUUCGUGUGCAGACUCAAUCUUUUUGUUGUGUCUUUAAUAGCCACCUCCUGGUAACUGCAACCCACAUGUAUUGUCUGCGAGAAAUUCAGUCUAGAAAAGGAUUUGCCUAUAUACAGUCUCGGCAAGCAUUAAGCUCUGUUGUGAAGAUUACAUCAAAAAAGAAACAUCCAGAACUUAUCACCUUUAAAUAUGGAAACAGCAGUUCCUCUGGUGUUGAAAUAUUAGCUGUGGAAAGGUAAGAUCAGUCAUCCUGAGCGAGGGACAUAUGUCUUUUAAAGGAUUUACAAUGAACCAUUGCUGUGGAAAGGCUACUUAAACCUCUAAAACUAAGCUAAUCAUACUCCUUUCACAUAUUUAUAUUUUUUGUUCAAUGUUAGCCAUACUUAUAUCCAUUUUUUAUAUUUAGAAUUUGUGUUCAAUAAUAUCUUUUCUCAGUUUUACUAUUUAUUUUAUUAUUACUACUAAAUUUGGGUUAUUAAAACAAACCAUUCUCCUCUCUUCCAAGGUACUUAAUCCCAAACGCAGGAGAUGCUACCAAAGCCAUAAAACAGCAAAUCAUUAAAGUCCUCGAUGCCUUAGAAAGCUAACAACACGAUCUUUGGUAUAUUUCAAAUGAAUGCCGACUGCAGGAAAAGAGAACUUUGCUGGUGGGGUGAUACAAUAGUUUGACUUAUUUAAUUUUCCUGGGGUUCUAUUUCAUACCACUCCUUUUGCAUAAGUUUUUUGUAUAUUAAUUUUGAGACAAGCAUCAUUAUAUCUGACUUGACUGUUAGAAUAUAAAAUUCAUACAGGAGGUAUUUAACUAAAUUCUAAAAAAAAACAAAUGUAAGAUAAAUGAUGCAGUUUUUAAAAAAUAUCAGCAGAAACCUGUGUUAUUAUAUUCCAGAUGCUUGGAUUAAAAAGGAGGGGGAGCAGCUGUGAAUUUGGAUUUACAGUUUGCAAGUCUGCAAUGUGAAGCACAGGAAACGUUUCUUGAAAGGAUUCAGGGAUCUGUCAAAAUGGAGCUCUGAUGAGAGCCUACAGAAAGAUUUCCUGUUUAAUUUAAACCAAAUCUCUAGUACCUGCGCUGUACUAAACAAGUGGUAUUUCUAAUUCAGUUUACGACCAACUAGCUGCUAUGGUAAUGUAAUUGCCAUUAUUAAUUUGAUUACAGAUUUUAAGACCUUCAAUAGCUGAUGACGUACAUGGGAUGAUAAUUUACCAGGUGAAUAUUAACGGCUUGCACACUUCCAGAGGUUGAUUGACGUAAGGCCAAUUUCCACCUGCCUAGUUGACUAGGAAAAAGCAUUGCAGUUUAGAGAUUAUGCCUUGGGCUUGGAUGGUACUUGCCCCAGGAAUUGAAUGCAGAGUAAGGUUUCCACAACAGGGCUAUUAAAGACUUUCUGCUCCAUAGGGCCUUCUUUAGUUUCUGAGUAUGAAUGACCCAGUCACAUUAAGCUGGCUAGGUAAGGCCCUGAUAACUGGUGUCUUUUUAUUGAUGACUUUAUCACUACGGCUAAUGUACCUAAACAGUAACACUCCCUUAGUCUUAAACAUAAAGCAGCUUAAGUUGGCUUACCCUUUUCUAUGAACACAGUAUUUUUUUUCCUUCUGCUAAAUACUGCACUAAAUAAAUCGUUUUUUAUAAUUUUCAGAUGUAUAAAGCUGUAUACAGGGAAAAAAAAUGUUUCUUUAAUAUUAUGCCACUUUGAGGUGAAUAAAACCCAUAUGUGCAAUGUGUUAUCGGACAGCCCCAGAGGAGAUUGGGCUGAACUUUCACUGCCAGAAAUCCUGCAUUGUGUGAAAUUAAGAAAUAUUGGGCAUGGGGGAAUGUUUAUUAAGCACACAAGGCCAGAUUGAACCUUACAUGCAUUUAAUUUUUACCGAUUAAAACUAUAUAAAUAAAUAACAAAAUCCCAGGUACCGUGGGAUAAUGCAGAGAUGUCAAUGAAGAAAAUAGGCCUCAUUAAAAUUCUAAUGCUAAUUCGUAGUUUGAAUUUGUGAUAUUAACUUGUACAUUGCAUUAAACAGAAUAAUCCACAAUUGGUAAAUAAAACAUUAGUAAAAUCAUUUUAAGUGUAAGACACAAUAUUGUCUUGUUCCUUUUAUGCAUUCCUUCCUUAUUUUACUUGAUUAUAUACAGUAUAAAUGCAACAUUUUAUAUCUGUCACAGGAAAUAUAAGUAUUUUGUUAUUUAUUAUUCAA